AUGAAAGAGAGGUGCCCAAUUGAAUUGGCUAUAGGAAGUUACGGUCAAGUAAUACAGAGGGUUCUAGAUUUUGCUUUUGCCGUACAGUUUUUGCUUCCAACAAUCUCAUCAACCAUUAGUGUGCAUCACCUAACUAGAAAACGCCAUUUACGAGAGAUACAAUUUCCACAUGCACCUGUUGCAUAA
Messenger RNA from Sphenostylis stenocarpa, 186 nucleotides. NCBI's taxonomy places the organism in Eukaryota, Viridiplantae, Streptophyta, Magnoliopsida, Fabales, Fabaceae. The record is from the annotation of a GenBank genome assembly.